GCUUCUUACCUCAGACAACAACACCUUUUUAUCUUGCAAUCGCCCUUUGAACAAGUAACUUUCGAAUUUGAGCAUGACGGCAACUCAGACAACUCUCAACAAAUCCACUGAAACGCUCUACCUUUUACCUGCUGCUUGGUCUGCCGACGACCUUGCUGACAUUUGUCCCGCGUGCAACGGCACCGGAUACUUGACAGCCUCUCCUGAGAAGGAGGAACCGUGCUUCAACUGCCCAGGCCCGCAACUUUCACGAUACCCUACUACCUACGACGGUGUUGGUGUCAAGGGCCUCGUCGACCCAUGCAACAUGGACCCUGAAACGAAAACCGAAACACGCAUACGGAUACAUAGCGACAUGGGCGCUUCGCAACAGUUGAAACGACCGCGGUGGUCAUUAAGCAUGUAUUGGCGCGGAAAGAAUGACGGGGCAGAGGCCGAUGUGGAGUGCAGCGUAGAAGAGGAAUGCAGCAUAUCAAGGAGGCGGUCAAAGAAACAUGGGCCGCGACGGUCCAAGCGUUGGAAUGCAAGAGCCGAGACUCAUUAUGCAGAGACAGCUAUGCAGGAGCUCGCUCGAGAAGCGUAAAGUCGCUUCAUUGGGUACUUUUUUUUGGGGUGGGGAAAACACUUGGCGCUGGUGCGCCGCUUUAUAGAUACCAUCUGUCGGAUUCUACUGUAGUCAGCUCCUACGGUGGCCAUAGGAUUUCGUUUUUUAUCUUGUAUAUAUUAUGGUUGGCUGCCUUCGCCCCUGACAAUGUCUGGUCCUGACAAUAUACAUGUGCUAUACAUUAUUGAUACUUGA
Spizellomyces punctatus DAOM BR117 is the source of this 799-nucleotide messenger RNA. RefSeq lists its product as uncharacterized. The coding region runs from base 74 to 583 and encodes 169 amino acids. The record is from RefSeq and is a predicted model, not a curated record. The transcript has a single exon. NCBI's taxonomy places the organism in Eukaryota, Fungi, Chytridiomycota, Chytridiomycetes, Spizellomycetales, Spizellomycetaceae.